CUCGUACUUGCUGCAAACUUCCUUGAGCCCGUUCAGUCGAGAGGUAAGUAGCUCAACACGGUGAAGGUCAGGACAUCUACUUGCAUAUUGAUAAAUUGGCUCUUGGAAUGAUACUCGACUACAGUUCCUCGAAAUUGAACGUGUAGAACUACCUCAAACAUGACUCAGGCAUAUGACUUCAAUGGAAAAUGUGUACUGAACUUCGAUGUUCUCCUGGUGGUCAUGUCCUUCCUUUGGGGACCCAAUCUUCUCUCGAUGAUGCGCACAUGCAAAUUCCUCUACAGGACGGGCAUUCCGAUGUUAUUGGAACAUGGAGUCUACAUCUGGCCUGAGAAGCACGCUGUCUCUUUUUGUCGGUUCUUGUCUACUGAUACGUCAUACCGGUUUCGAUUCCUCCGUAAACUCACAAUCUGGCAUUUCCCCUACGACAAUCCUCACCUUUUCAGAGCAAUUCUAAAGACCCUGCAAUAUGCUACACGUUUACAGGAACUGGAACUAAACGAUGCUGAAGAGUUCCUUGUCUAUGACGAACAUUUUGCCCGUGUUGUUUCCUCCCUGUUGGAUUUACGCUGCCUCGUUCUCAGUGGUAUAGAGGAACAGGGACUGGAAAGUUUGCGUACGUUAAGAGCUCCACUCACACACUUAACCGUGCGUUUUGGAGCCAUGAACAGCAAUGAGGAUCCGCCAGAGCCCACCCCUUUUCUGGCAAGUGUUUCGAAUACGCUGGAGAUGAUCGACUUCGAUAACCCCAACAUGGAGGGCAUAUCGGGAAUUGUCGUGUGUCCGAAGGUACAUACGUUCAAGAUUCAGCAAUAUUGGACCCUUCCCACACGUCACUUGGUCCUUUGUUUUCCAAACCUCAAACGUCUGAACGUCCUCACCGAGGAGCGCCUUAACCGAGCCGAAACGGAUGCAUUUCGAGUUCAGAACAAGACUGAAUUGGCAUCCACGCAGUCUUGGACUAGUCUAGAUAGACUUGAUGCCGAUGUCAAUACCGCCUUUCUGCUCGCGUUGAACUGUCGCGUAUCUCUGUGGAAUGCAGAACACAUUUGUCAUUGGGAUUGGCGCAAACUACCUAUCGUCCUCGGCGAUAUUCACCCCACGCGCCUCACACUCAGGGUUUUGGAACCAGAAGCAGCCGUCCCUGGGGCGCUAUUGGAUCUUUCGCCCGCCACGGAGUUGACUUCGCUUUCGUUGGAAGUUGAGAUUCAUCGAGAAUCGGCUGAUUUGUCCUUGUUGAUGACGAGAGUUGCUGCAUGUCUGGAGACGGCACAGUCUUUAGUUACACUUCGACUUUCAGUUGUGCACCACGCUCCCAGACCUUGCAAAUUCAGGCCAGUUCAAGAACAGGAACAAGUAUCCGACUCUGACCCUGGCCCUGGCUCUGAUUCUGACUUGGACUCAGAUAUUUUCAAGCUUUUCGCGCGUGAAUGUAUGAAGCCGGAUGACCUGGACAGGGAUUUUGAAGCAAUUGACAUGUUCGCCUUCGCUACUCGACUUGCGACUAGUAUCCUGUCGUUGAAGUAUGUUUUUGUUGGUCUGGCACGGUGCUACGAGGGUCCUUUCCAACUCUGGUCGGUGACACGCACUGGCUGUGGUGAUGCGUUUUUGCAAACGGUGGAUGCGGAAACAGCGAACGAUGUACUUCGACACAAUGAUAUGCCUGAAACUGGUCCUUGUAUACUCUAAUAUGGAGCCUUUUGCCGUUGUCAUCGUCUAAGUCAGACGCCAGUGAGAAUUCGUUUAGUAGUUGUACCCGAAAGUACCAACUUAAGCUAAUG
This is a messenger RNA of Somion occarium, 1781 nucleotides long. The record is from the annotation of a GenBank genome assembly. Lineage: Eukaryota; Fungi; Basidiomycota; Agaricomycetes; Polyporales; Cerrenaceae.